AUGCGCUCGUGAGUAGAUAGAAUACUGCCCUCCUGCUGUUCACGAAGAAAUCGCGACCAAACCCCAACUAUCUUGGAGAGUAAAAGCUUGCCUGAAAGUUUUGUGACGUAUGACUUGAUAAAAGAAAAUGAUCAAUCACAAGCAGAAAUCGAAAAAAACGAUAAAGAGAGAAAUGAAUUUAAAAAGGAACCGAUAAGAAAAGCGAAAUCAAAGCCGAUUGAUGAAAUUUUAAUAAGUCCAAUUGAAAGAAGCUCAAUUUCAUCCCCAGAGACUGAAGUUCAGAUGAUACCAUGCUAUGGGAGAGACAAUUUUAUUACCCUCGGACAAGGGGAAACACCUAAAGAGAGCACUAUUAACACCAGCAUAAGUGUGGAGAAAGCCAAAGCUAUUUUAGGUAUCAAAAUAAUUAGACCAAUUUACAUGUUCAGUAUGCAAUAAAGAAGCUAAAGGAUUAUGCACUGGAUGUGUCAGCAAACGAUUUUGUAUUAAUUGUUAUCAUAGUUUCCACAAAAAAAGCUCUUUAAAAGGACACAAUCUUUUCUUAUAUUCUUCAAAAAGGCUAAAAAGGAAUAAAGAAGAAAAUCAUGUUUCGAAUAAUUAA
This is a messenger RNA of Blepharisma stoltei, 601 nucleotides long. Lineage: Eukaryota; Ciliophora; Heterotrichea; Heterotrichida; Blepharismidae. The record is from the annotation of a GenBank genome assembly.